GUACUGUACUUAGUACUUCCAAACAAUAACAUUUACCAAUUUCAUCACAAGCAAAGAUGGAACAAAUAAAAGGGAACAAGCGUAAAACACUACAAUCUAACCUCCAACGACGGGUACGAGCUAGAAGGGAGGAACCAGAAGAAGUCUUCAGUGAAGAAUCUCAAGGAGAGGAGAGUAGCGAGGGUGAAGAUGGAACCGAAGAGGACCAAGAACAAGAUGAUGAUGAGUCUGGUUCCCAAUCCGACGACAGCGACAACGAAGAAGCCGAUGACCCAACAACCACCGUAUCACAAAUAUCCUUCGGCGCCCUAGCCAAAGCCCAAGCCUCACUCCCCAGCACAAGACGAGGCAAGAAUCGCAAAAACCAAGACGACGCCAACUCCGACGACGACGAAGACAGCGACCAGAACGACAGACACAAAAGUGCAUCCGAUUCAAAAUCCAAACCUAAACCCUCCCGAUCAAGCAAACACGCUCCUACAGAACAAUCCAGCAAACGCCCCGUAACCCGCAGACGCGAAGUCAUCGCCGUACAAAACAAGCCCGUACCACGGGACCCACGCUUCUCCUCCGCGAUCUCAACCCGCGCCCCCGCGCCCGGCGACGACGAACGCGCGCGUCGGGCCUAUAGUUUCCUAGACGAGUACCGGACCUCCGAAAUCGCUCGCCUCCGCGAAGCCGCACGGAAAGAAAAGAAUCCCUCCUCCAAAGAAGAAUUAAAACGCGCCCUCGCAUCCAUGGAAAGCAAGAAGGCCGCUCAGGACAAGAAGGAUGAAUCUCGUCGGUUAUUGGAGGAGCAUCGGAAGCGGGAGAAGGAGUUAGUGAAACAAGGUAAAAAACCGUUUUACUUGAAGAAGAGCGAGCAGAAGAAACAGUUAUUGGUAGAUCGGUUUGCGGGGAUGAAGGGUAAGCAGGUGGAUCGUGCGAUUGAGAGGAGGAGGAAGAAACUUACGGCCAGGGAGAGGAGGGAUAUGCCGAUGGCUAGGCGGGGGGCGGAGGUAUGACUUGCACAUGAAAACGAGAAGGAGAAAAGAUGGUGGUGAAGGGAGUUUUACUAUUCAAUCCAGCGCAUACUCCAUCUAUAUGCCUCGAGCCGUACGGUUUAGCUAUCUAUUAUGAAGUACGAACAUCAAUGAUACCAUUU
This is a messenger RNA of Hypoxylon trugodes, 1144 nucleotides long. Its product is annotated as DUF947-domain-containing protein. Gene Ontology annotation, cellular component: nucleolus; 90S preribosome. Gene Ontology annotation, biological process: maturation of SSU-rRNA from tricistronic rRNA transcript (SSU-rRNA, 5.8S rRNA, LSU-rRNA). The transcript has 2 exons. The record is from RefSeq and is a predicted model, not a curated record. Bases 57 to 1004 code for a protein of 315 amino acids. Lineage: Eukaryota; Fungi; Ascomycota; Sordariomycetes; Xylariales; Hypoxylaceae.